Molecule: messenger RNA, 2326 nt
Organism: Ornithodoros turicata
Lineage: Eukaryota; Metazoa; Arthropoda; Arachnida; Ixodida; Argasidae
Product: mitotic spindle assembly checkpoint protein MAD1-like
Exons: 15
Coding region: 178-2259 (693 amino acids)
Biological process (GO): attachment of mitotic spindle microtubules to kinetochore; mitotic spindle assembly checkpoint signaling
Cellular component (GO): mitotic spindle; nuclear envelope; kinetochore
Source: RefSeq, a predicted model, not a curated record
GCCUCCUCCUCCUCCAUGUCCUCCUCCUCUGCUCGCUAGCAUGGCGGCAUAGUUCUAGUAUGGCUUUAGGCGCACACAGCUUGAAAAUGUUAAAUUUGCUUUAACAAAUGUCGGAUCGUUGAGCACAUGCCUAUUUACGAGACAUUUGGGUCAUAAUCCUACCUUUGAAGUCCAGAAAUGGCAUAUGGGCGGGACAAUACGCGCGUGAUAAAAGCUUUAGAGGACUACAAAGCUCUCUUGAAAUCGGGGGCUUCCGAUUCGGGUUCCCUCGAUGACAACAGCAUCACUAGGAAACUCACUUUCGAUGAAAGUAUGACACAGACGGAGCAAACUAUGUACAGAAGUCGACUAGACCUCGAAAACCAAGUCCGUGCCCUCAAAGCGCAACUUUUGGAACGAAAGGCCGAGGUGGAAAGAUUAAAAGUAGAACAUAGUUGGGAUGAACCUGCGCGCAAAAAAAUAUGUGUGGCCCACCAGAGAGAAGUGGACAGCUUGCAAGAACAUCUCCAGAAAGAGAAAGAGAAGAAUGAAGACUUGAAACAGCAGCUGAUCAAGGCACUCGAGAAAGAUGCAAAGAACCGCUCACAAUACAGCCAGUUGAAACAGCAGUUCAAUUCAGAGAAGCUGGAGUUGGAAGAAAAGCUCAGGGUGUCACAGAAGGACUGCAACACACUGGCCACCGCACUGGAAGAGCAUGUUCAGGAAAGCAGUGAUGCCACAUCAUCUUUAGAAGCAGAGGUCAAGAGAUUAAAUAUGGAAGAAAUACUUUUGCGAUCUGAAUUGAAAAGAGCGGAAGAAAAAGAAGCCCUGCUGACCAAGCAGUUACAGGAAAAACAAAGUGCAAUGUCUGAGGCACAAGCCUCCAUUCUCCAACUGCAGACAGCAAACUUGCGGAUACGGGAGUUGGAACGGCAGCUCAGCGAACAGGAAGAGACGACGCGUCUCGCAAAAAUCAUGAAAUCCGAUUUGGAAGAACUGCCGAGGCUUAGAAAGGAGAAUGCGGAAAUAAAGGAAGAAAACAGGCUUCACAGGCAAACGAGGCUAAACGUUGGCCUCAUGGAAGAGCAACUUGACACUGCUCGGCAAAAGGUUGCUCAGCAUGAAGCUCUUCAGCAGCGGUUUGCUCAGCAGGCAGUGGAAAUGGAACAGCUGAAGCAAACCCUUGCCUCGUGGGAAGCGCUUGUACAGUUCUCGAAGGACCUCAAGUCCCCUUGUAGCAUAAAAGAGCGCAUCACACGCUCGAAGGAAACCCAACUGUUGCUGUCCGACCAAGUAGCGCAGCUCAAAGCGCAGAAUGGCACUAUGGAGCUAAAGCUGCAAGCAGCAUUGCACGAAGAGGAGAAGCUCAAAACUGAGUUGGGGAAACUGAACAAGUCGUACGAAGAGCAGACGACGCUUUUGAGACGAGUACAGCGACGCCUGUUGAUGGCGGGACAGGAGCGGGAAGCGUACAAAGGCUUGUUAGACAGCUUUCAGAGGGAGACGACGGUGGACCUCAACUCUGCCCUCACUAAGCAGAUGCAGUCACUCGAAGCUGUAGUCGAAAACUAUAGACACACGCUUGAGCAGGCUGAAAAGGAAAUUGCUCAACUGCGCUCUAGUAAAGGGACAACAUGCGCGCAGUCUGUGUCGCUGCAGCAUGCGGAGGUACAGACGGACCCCAUACGUGUGGCCGAUGAAGAAAAGCGGGAAGGAGCUUUGAAAAUUGUGCACUUGAAAGACAACCCUCUGGAAGUGGCCCACCGUCAGAGACUGGAGGCAGCCAAGAAACUGGAGGAAGAGAAUGAAUUGCUUCAAGCCCGUAUCAAGAUCCUCGAGAGGUACGGCUGCACCCAGGAUGUGACUGCAAAGGUUCAGCAGAGCCUCCAACAGGGUGAGGACCUCCUCCAAGUGAAGUCUCUCGGUGAGCAACUCAAAGCUGCAGAGACAAAGAAUCGUCGUCUGCUGGAGGCAUUCAAGCGGACGAGUAAAGAAUUUCGGGAGGUCUGUUACCUUCUCACGGGAUAUCGCAUCGACAUUCCAGAAAAGGGAAAAUACAGGUUGUCACACAUGUACGCGGAGCUACAGGGGGACAACCUGUACUUUGAGAUGGUCGGUGACAAACUCAACCUGCUGGAAAGCAACUACUCUGCGCAACUUGGUUCUCUCAUCGAGACUUAUCUACACAAGCACCACAGCAUUCCUGCAUUUCUCAGUGCCCUAACGAUGCAAUUGUUCCGACAACAGACUUGCGUUGAGCUUGAAGAAACCGUGCUUUGAUGCUCCAUCACUUGUCAGGGUUCAAACACUUCUGAGAGUAAAUAAAAGGGACUACAAAGCCCAGAUA